AUGGAGCGGGCGCAGCUGGGACCAGCUGGAUCCAGCAAAUUGCUAAAUCCCAGACCGUCGCUUCGACGCGUGCGGAGGCAGAUAUUUAAGGUGGGAGGUGAGGCGCUUUCGCUGGUAACUAAGGGGCAUAAGACUGACAGCCGUGGAAAGCCGCAGCCCAGACAAGAUGCUGGAGAACACUCUGCCACAACCAGGAGGGAAGGCAGCAUGUUGGAACCCAAGCAGGGCGGUGUGAAAGGCCGGACUGGUCACAAGAGUCAGAUGCACUCCCAGGCUGCCUCUGAUUCGGUGCGGAAUACAAGCACGAAAACCUCUAGCACGGUCGAGGAUGACGCAGAAGACUUGCUUGCCUGCAAGCUGUCAAGGAUGACCCCCUUUACAUCUCCAUCUAUGAUGCUACCUGCCGAUGCUGAGUUUAGCAUUGCCGACGUCGAGAAGGCAGUCGACGUCCUCACCACCAUAUCUAACCUUUGCGACGCCAUCUCUGGACAACCUAAGGCGGAGACGCGAGCCAAGUUGCAUGACCAGCUUGCCAAACUGCCCGACCUCUUGACCCGUCAGGGCCGGGGCAAGCAGCCCAAGAUGGCAGCGCGCUUCCGGGAGUUUGUAUACCGUCACCCUGACUCUGGGAGGUGGGGGCCGAUUGAGAGCUUUGAUAAGUUGGGCGAUGAUAUCAUGGGAUUGACGCUGUUUCGGGCGCGAUCUAGGGCCUCACCGAAGCAGAGACACCCGGGCGUAUUUGAAGUAUGA
Fusarium keratoplasticum is the source of this 750-nucleotide messenger RNA. RefSeq lists its product as uncharacterized. The record is from RefSeq and is a predicted model, not a curated record. Lineage: Eukaryota; Fungi; Ascomycota; Sordariomycetes; Hypocreales; Nectriaceae. The transcript has a single exon. The coding region runs from base 1 to 750 and encodes 249 amino acids.